Molecule: messenger RNA, 1874 nt
Organism: Xyrauchen texanus (razorback sucker)
Lineage: Eukaryota; Metazoa; Chordata; Actinopteri; Cypriniformes; Catostomidae
Product: coiled-coil domain-containing protein 82-like
Exons: 7
Coding region: 333-1796 (487 amino acids)
Cellular component (GO): nucleus
Source: RefSeq, a predicted model, not a curated record
CCUUAAUGGUACUGGCGCGUCCAGCGGACUGGAGCGAAAUUAUUGACGCUCACAACAAUAUUUAUUCCAAUCUAUGCCUGAAUUAUUGAUAACAGAAAGAGUAAGAUAUGAUUUUUCUAUAAAUGCAUGCUCAGAUAAAUGCGUCAGUAUGAGGAAAAUAGCUGAAUAAUAAUUCACGAGACUGGACAGGGCUCUUGACAGCAUGCACGCGCAGCGUCCUGUUGCUGAUAAUGUAUGUGUAGAUAUAGAGCACAAAUUGGUUAACUUUUAAAACACAACAAGAAGUAUUUGUCCAAGUAGUUAAAUCAAAACACCUCGUAAUCUCCGCAAAAAUGAUGAAAAGCGUAGGAAAACUGUUUGGUUUAAGGCGAAAAUGCGCGCCCACCAAGUCUCGCAUUGACAGAAAAAAGACUCGCGUGAAUCCAAUUGAUCGCAUGUUGGAUGACAGCGAUGAGGGCUCGUACGGCAGCACGACGAGCGUCAGUUCAGAGAGCGAAUACCAGAACUCCGAAAACGAAUCCGGAGGCUCCAACAGCUCUUACAGAGCACGAGAGAGUGGCGGGGACGACAGCAGCGAGACGGACGAGAAAUGUGCCGUGUCGCGGAAACCGAGGAAAAGGUGCGCGAGUGCGACCGUUCUAGAUGAAGACUCGAGCGAUUCCUCGAGCGACGUCGGUGGAGAACCGCUCCGAAGAGUGCUGCAGAGGAAACGGCUCAGGCUGCCGGAUGAUUCAGAGGACGAGGCUCUGAAGGAGAAGAAAAAAGAGGCUACGGUUAAAGAAGCUGCUGCCAAGAGAAGAGAGAGAAAGAAUAAACUCCUGGAGUUGUCCAAGAAAAGAAAAUCUGGUGUCGCACGUCGCAGGCACAGGAUGUUGGGUUCUGAAGAAGAGGAGACAGGGCGGGAGCAAGACAAAGUGGAGGAGCAAAGCAAAGCAGAGGAUUCUGAGGAUGAUUCGAGUGUGGAAGAUAAUGGCAGUCCUCUAAACAGCAGUGAGGAGGAAAAACUUGCUGAUAGUGACAGCAUGAAGGAUUUUAUUGUUGAGGAAGAUGAACAGAAAAAGGAUGACGAGCAGGAGGAAGAGGAGGCGGCAAACGACAAGGCCUUUCUCUCUCAUCUUCCACGCCAGUUUAUUACAGGAUCUCAGCGCACGCACUUUCAGGUGGUGGUCAAAGCCUUGCUGAUCAAUGUUCUGGACUCAACCUUCCUCAAGUCACUUUACAGUGGGGAGCGAACGAAACGUUAUGCCCAGGAGAUGAAAUCGUCUUUGCACCAUUUUGAUGAGCGAUUGGUCCUCCCCCGCCUGGAGAACCUGAAGCAGAGGAGUCGCUGGAAAGACCGUUACAAAGAGCGGGUAGAAUGUUAUCCCAAGCUGCGGAUUGUUAUGACAAAUGUCCAGAUGAAGGGAUGUGAAGCCUGCGAGCUUCAUAGAACUGGGCGCUUCACUGUGCAGCUCUCUGGACAGUUAUACCACAUUAACACCUUGCAAGAGGAUCAAUUCAUGCCUGAUGACUCACAGAGUUUCUUUGUUGGCUCUGUCUGUGCCAGUCGUACUAAGGUCUACCAUGCCUUGAAACACUUUAAAUAUCAGCUGUUUGAGAGAUGCCGUACAGCUUUAGAGGCUCAGAAGGAAAAAGUGGAAGAGGGGAAGGAAGGAGAGGAAGACGAGCCAGUUAAGGACACAGUCAAUAAAGUGUUUAUCAAACUGCAAGAGAAAGGUUGGAUCAGUGAGCAAUAUGAGAAGUUUCAGGAACAUCUCAAUUCUGCUGAUUUCUUCCAGGAUGAAAAGCUGGAUUAAAAGUAUUGGACCUUUAUUUUUAUGGCAUCAAUUUGCCCUUGUACUUCUGUAAAUAUUUUUGGUUAUGUCAUAUAAAGC